Molecule: messenger RNA, 1530 nt
Organism: Auanema sp. JU1783
Lineage: Eukaryota; Metazoa; Nematoda; Chromadorea; Rhabditida; Rhabditidae
Source: the annotation of a GenBank genome assembly
AUGGUUACUUUAAGAUAUUUUGUCACUGUUAUCACUGUCAUCCUUGGUGGUAGUGCCCAAUUCUAUAGUUACGGAGUAGUGAAUCCAGCUCAACCCUUACUAACUUCUUGGAUAAACCAAACGUAUACUGAACGAUAUGGAACUCCACUUUCAUUAACUGUAUCUAACCUUAUUUGGUCUUUCAUUGUUUCUAGUAUUGCUGUUGGUGCUAUUUUAGGUGCUUCUCUAACCAGAGUUGUUGCUGAACGAGUUGGGCGUCGUAAUGGUUUGAUAGCUAACGGCGUCGUAAAUGUGUUCGGUGCACUGUUGGAAUUACUUUCUAAAUCUUUCAAAUCUCCCGAGCUUCUUAUAUUUGGUCGCUUUAUAUUUGGGAUAAAUAUGGGUUUAACUUCGGGUCUGGUUCCCAUGUACUUGAUGGAAAUCACUCCUGGUAAAUACAGAGGACCAGCAGGCACACUCCAUCAGGUUGCUGUGGCGUUUUCCGAUUGGUUCUCUUUGCUCAUUGGCUUACCAGAGGUGUUGGGAGGUGAAAACACUUGGCCUUUGGCUUUUGCAUUUCCUGGUUUGAUGGCGUUGGCGUUAUGUAUCAUUCUGCCAUUCUGCCCUGAAUCACCGAAACAUACUCUUAGUGCAAAAGGCGAUAGAGAACAAACGUUGAUUGAUAUAAAACGACUUGUUGGAGAAGACCGAGCCAAGCUGAUGUUUGAAUCCCUCAUUCGCGAAAUCGCGUUGGAGAAGAGCGGAACAGGUACAUUCAAGGAGCUGUUCACGCGUAAAGAUCUUCGGAUUCCGCUAACAGUUUCUAUUUUGGUCAUGAUUGCUCAACAGUUUACGGGUUGCACAGCUGUAUUUGCCUAUUCAACUGACAUGUUUAUUAAUGCAAAACUAACUCCAGAAAUUGCUCGCUAUAGUACUUUGGCUAUAGGAGUAGUUUACUUCCUUUUCGCUUGUUCCGCACCAUAUUUAAUUGAAAAGGUUGGCCGUCGACCAUUGUCACUUUUCCAGCUGACAAGCUGUCUUUUUGCUCUUUCAUUACUAACCGUUUUCACAUAUCUGCAAAACUACUGGGAUGUGGAAUGGGCCAGUUAUGGAACUAUCUUCGCUUUGGUUCUAUAUAUGUGCGUGUACGGUGUGGGGUCGCCCAUACCAUGGAUGAUUACAAGCGAGCUGUUUAAUCAACAGUUCCGCGCUACGGCAGUCACUGUCUCAGUCUUCGUCGCUUGGACUUUCGCGUUUAUAAUCUCGCUAGCUUAUCUACCAUUCCAGCAGCUUGUCGGAGUGUCCUUUAGCUACCUCCCAUUCAUCAUCAUAAUAUCUAUAAGUAUUGUGUUAAUGUUCAUUCUCCUACCAGAGACUCGCGACCGUCCAAUUGAAAAUAUUGUACAAGAGUUUCGGCAUAGACAAGCGUCCUUAUCAAGUGGACGUCCAUGGGAAGCUAAUCGACCGGACAGUCGGGCGGAAAUGCAGCAACUUAUCGAAAGUGUUCAGAAUAGAAUCAACUAUUCAAGCACAAGUUUGGAUUCGUUUUAG